This is a messenger RNA of Chrysemys picta bellii (western painted turtle), 817 nucleotides long. Its product is annotated as mast cell protease 1A-like. Gene Ontology annotation, biological process: proteolysis. The record is from RefSeq and is a predicted model, not a curated record. Gene Ontology annotation, molecular function: serine-type endopeptidase activity. Lineage: Eukaryota; Metazoa; Chordata; Testudines; Emydidae. Gene Ontology annotation, cellular component: cytoplasm; intracellular membrane-bounded organelle.
AUGCAGAUUUUGAUCUUGGUCCUGCUACUCAUGGCCUUUCUCCUGUCCCCCAGGGCUGAGGCUGGUGAGAUGAUCAGGGGCCGGGAAACCCAGCCCCACUCCAGACCCUACAUGGCUUUUCUGAAUAUACGAUGCAGAAACAGGAGGUCUCACUGUGGAGGGUUCCUGGUGGCGAAGAACUUUGUGCUGACGGCCGCUCACUGCAAUGGAGAGGACAUCACCGUGUUCCUUGGAGCCCACAACAUCCGUCGGGAUGAGGAGACCCAACAACGAGUCUCUGUGAAGCACAAGAUCCCCCACCCUGGAUACAACAAGAUGAGCUUUGAGAAUGACCUGAUGCUGCUGCAGCUGGUGAAGCCGGCGGAGCUGACUGAUGCCGUGGGCACCAUUCCGCUGCCCCAAGCUGGCCAAGCCGUGGAGUCAGGCGCCGUGUGUAGCGUGGCAGGAUGGGGCAGGACCAGCCUCAAAGCAACCACCAGUAUCCUCCAUGAGGUGGAGCUGGACGUGAUGUCAGACGAGACCUGCCAAGAGGACGGGCUGCUCCAACGCUACUACAAGCCCUCGAGGUUGAUGUGUGUGGGGGACCCUGCCGAGGACAAGGCCUCGUUCUCGGGCGACUCUGGGGGCCCCCUGGUGUGUAACGGGACGGCCCAGGGCAUCGUCUCCUUCGGCAAGAAGAACAGGUCUCCCCUGAGGGUGUUCACCAGGGUCUCCGCAUACGUCCCCUGGAUCGAGAGAACAAUGAGGGGUCUCAGCAGCCAUGGGCCCCAUGUUGAAAGGCCGGGGCCCCUACACUGAAGGGGGCAGAGUUGGGUUU